ACAAUCCGGACAAGAUGGACAUGAACGCCGCCUGGCUUUCCGGGCCUAUCCAGCUACAUUCAAGCCGUGCGUUCGAAUGCGACGAGCUCACCGCCGAAGAAUGCGACUGGUAUAAGCAACGAUGGCACUACUGGUACAUCGCCGACUAUGUCUUUGCAUUGCCAACGGUAGCCUUUUUCAUGUGCGCCAUUGGUAUUUUCAUCAUUGGCAAUGUUACAUCACAGAUUUUUGGUUAUCGCAGAUUCAGAGGGCCUCCAUUAUGGACAAAGCUAAUAGCGAGUAUUCGAUACCUCGCGUAUCGCGGCUUUCAUGUCAAGUCAUUGCAUUGGAACUCGGCUCCAGUUGGCAUCUUAUUGCUAGGACUUGCCGGCACAGUUUUCUUUUUCUGUAUGGAUUUAAUUCCGCAACCUUAUUACUGGCCUAGCGAAAUAUAUGGCAAUUCGCCAGCACUGGCCACCAGAUCUGGAUGGAUGGGCCUGGCUUGUAUGCCAUUUAUAUUUGCAACCGCGAGCAAGGCAAACUGGAUUACAUUAUUUACUGGAGUAUCUUACGAGAGACUCCAAGUUUUCCACAGAUGGAUAUCUUACGCCUUCUUUAUCCUAGCUCUCUUACACACCUUUCCAUUCAUCGUGUACCACAUUCGGUGGCACGACAUGGAAAAGCACUUUGCCUCCAGCCUUGUAUUCUAUUGGACCGGCAUUGUCGCACUACUUCUCCAGGCAUGGCUUACUUUUGCAUCCCACAGUACAAUACGAAACCUUGGGUACGAGUUCUUCAAGAUGACACAUCUAUUUGCUGUUGCCAUCUUCAUGGUCAUGUUCUUUUGGCACUGCGGCUAUACUCUCACCUCGUGGGAUUACUUCAUCGCCACCGCGGCUGUUUACGUCCCUUGUUAUAUCUACCCCUGGCUUCGGACUUGUUUCAAGUAUGGCGUCAACUCGAAAGCUCGAUUAUUUGUGGAGGACAGUGGCUUUGUUCGCAUUACGAUUCCGGCAAGUUUCCACUGGGUACCAGGACAGCAUUGCUUUCUACGCUUUACAAGCUUCGGCCUCCUCCAUGCUCUCUCGACCCAUCCAUUUACAAUCUGCUCCUUGCCUCUAGAGAAACAGAACGAGCAGUCUGAGCUCACAUUUUUUAUUCGACCGGAGAAGGGGUUUACUGCCAGGCUGUACCGAUUCGCUCUGGAAAGUCCUGGUGGUUCGGUACCCGUUCUUGUAGACGGGCCAUACGGAGGUAUCAACAUGCAGAGAUAUCAGGACAGUGAUCAUCUUCUUGUCAUCUCGGGUGGUUCAGGAGCUGGCUGGUGCUUACCAUUCAUUGAACAAAUCGCUACUCACCGCAUGAUAUCAGCUGAUGAGGAACAAGGCCAGGCUGUGCAUGCUGAUGAUAAAGAGGCCCCUGCAGCUGAACGCGUGAGUAAUCGCAGCAACUCUAGGCCUCUUUCAUUGCGUGUCAUCUUGGCAACUCGAGAUUCUAGCUGCCGUACCUGGUUUCUGAGAGCAGUAAGCGAAUUGCUAUCGAAGCAUUCAGAAGCUGGUUCAUCAUUCAACACUGAUAUUCAAGUUGAAGUCUAUCUGACUGACAAAGCGAUCCAACCGGCAGACCUGGAAGACAAGCCAACAAGGGAUCCUAAUGCAAAGGGAUCCAUCUCAUCAACAGAGAAGAAUAUUACGAGGGAAGAGGGACGCAAUAUCAAUGUGCUUGAGAGAGAUUUCGAGGGCCGGCCUCAACUGCCCCAGAUUAUACAAGAGGCAGCCAGUGUCGCGGAAGCCGGCCAAUCUCUUGGUGUCUUUGUUUGCGGGCCAACGACGAUGCAAAACAAUGUACGCAAUGCUGUCGCUGAAGAAAAUCUGAAGAUUCUUCAAGGUUCAAGGACAGGCGCAGUAUAUUUACACACUGAGCAUUUUUCAUGGGCAUGAGCAAAUUUGCAAUAGGGAAUGCAUCAGUUCGGUAUCAAGUUGGGGAGUACUGUCAAGAAUUGCUUAUUAUUAGAAAAUGAAUAUACAUUCAAACUGAAAUCAAUCAGACUUGCGUCU
Trichoderma atroviride IMI 206040 is the source of this 2036-nucleotide messenger RNA. The record is from RefSeq and is a predicted model, not a curated record. Lineage: Eukaryota; Fungi; Ascomycota; Sordariomycetes; Hypocreales; Hypocreaceae.